This is a messenger RNA of Pelodiscus sinensis (Chinese soft-shelled turtle), 1858 nucleotides long. RefSeq names its product solute carrier family 66 member 1 (gene SLC66A1). Lineage: Eukaryota; Metazoa; Chordata; Testudines; Trionychidae. The record is from RefSeq and is a predicted model, not a curated record. Gene Ontology annotation, cellular component: lysosomal membrane. Gene Ontology annotation, molecular function: L-lysine transmembrane transporter activity.
AGGCUUGUAUGCUGGGAGGGGACGUCGUGUGCCACUGCAGACUUGGGUCUCACAUCUAGACUACAAGGGCAGCCUCUGAACAGACCCCCCAGAGCUGGGACUCCAAAAAGGGAAGUGAUUAAACUGUCAUUGCAGGCAGCGUACUUCUGUGCCAAGUUGGCCUCUGGAGAAAGAGACACCCCCCCAUCCCCCGCUGUCUGAUCUCGGCCAUCUCCUCCAAGUCCUGGCCCCUUGCUGACUGACUGCUAUGCACUCCCAGCUUUGGCGAAGUUCCCUAGGAGGGAAUUUUUCAGACUGUCCCAAUGGCUCGCAGUGGGUGUGGGAUGUGUUCAGUGAGUGUGCCCAGGAUUCCCGAGACUUCGCCAGCAUUUGGUUGGGUCUGAUUUCCAUCGUCUGCUUUGCAGCGUCUUCCUUACCCCAAUAUUACCAGGCCUGCAAGACCGGUAACAUGGACCAGGCUCUCUCCAUAUACUUCCUGCUGGGAUGGCUGGGAGGAGACUCUUUAAAUCUAAUAGGCUCUUUCCUGGCCAACCAGUUGCCAUUACAGGUUUACACUGCCAUUUACUACGUGCUGGCGGACCUGGUCAUGUUAUCUCUCUACCUCUACUACAAAAUCAAGAACCAGCGCAGGGGCGUGUUUACACCGAUUAACGCAGCCUUUGCCUUCGUUUUUCUGGGAACGGUGUCAGCAACCUCCGCCCUGGGCAGCGCUGGCGCCGCAAUUGAACCAGUGACCUUUAGAGGGAGGAGUCUGCUGUCGGCUCCAGUGGAGGAGGCCGGAUAUGGGUCUUUCACCAAGAAGGAAAUCAUCGGCUUCACCAUCGGCUCCAUCGCCUCCUUGCUGUAUCUGUUCUCCCGACUGCCCCAGAUCUACACUAAUUUCAAGAGGAAAUCGACCACUGGCGUCUCCUACCUCCUCUUCGCUUUGGUGAUGCUGGGUAACCUGCUAUAUGGAAUAAGCGUGCUGCUGAAGAACCCGGAUCCAGGGCAGGCUGAAGGCAGCUACGUCCUUCAUCACCUCCCCUGGCUGAUUGGCAGCCUGGGCGUCCUGUCUCUUGAUGUGAUUAUUUCCUUCCAGUUCCUUGCUUAUCGCAGGCCUCGCUCAUCUGAACAGGGAGAGGUCCCACCUGGCAAGCAAGACGAACCCUGGGACAGCUGACCAAGGAAUUGUCCCAAAGCAAGAAGGAUGGGAUACUGGUGAGAACUCUGGCUUCACACUAAGGCACCGUGAGUUGCCAUUGGGUUCCUAGACCUGUUCUUGGGUGCCUCCCACUUACCUCACAUGGGCAUCAUGAUAAAUACGUUAAGGACUGAGACACUCGUACUAUGGUAACCGUCCGGCUUACAGAAAGGGAUGUAAGUGGGAAUGCGGCUUUCUGCGGAAGAUGCCUCGCCACCAGGCAGAGGACUUUCCUGGUGGAGCUCACCUGCUUGUAGUGAUGACUCACAAGGGACUAAAUUAUUGUCAAACUUCUCUACCUGGAUCAGUCACAUCUCACUUUUUAAAAAAAACUAGCUGAAUUGGAUUCCACUUUCCUUCCUCCCCUCCAGAAGGCUGCCCUCCAUGUCGGACAUCACUGGCAAGAAUGAGAAAUUGAUGGGGGAGGGGAGGAUGGUCUGUCACCUUCUUGUUUUAAGCCUGUGGUCAGCUGCUGCAACUGGCUGGCAUUUCACAACACGGUGAAGGAUUUAGGCAAAGGGAGCCGCAGUGGCUAUAUGAAAUGCACGUUCUUCUAGCAGCUGGCGGCAGGCCAUUGCUGGUGUUGGAGAGGUAUUUUAAUACACGUAUCUGUAUUUAUAUUUUAUCUAAAUACAUGGGCAGCCAACUUUUUGGAAAAAUAAAGCCUCAUCCAACAUG